AUGAUGAUGAAUGAGACUCCUCCAAUCAAGUAUUCAGUUAUCUUCUCGUCAUUUAUUGACCCCCCAAAGUUCCAGUUCACAUAUAGUCCUGAACUGAAGAAUAAAAUCGUUCAAGUUGCAACAGAAAGUUCAAUUUAUGGCAAAGAUUAUUCUACUUCAAUUGCAUCUGAGCCUGUUGAAAGUUCGGAGAAAUUCAUUUCAUUGCAUGCAUGUGAUAAAUUGCUCUCCUUUUUUAUAAAGAGCCCAGAUUUUGCUUCAUUUAGAAAUCCAAUCGACCCUAAAAAGAGUGGAUGGGAACAUUACUAUGAAGUUGUUAAAGAACCUAUGGAUCUGACCACUUUACAAAGAAAAUUACGAAAUGGCUCAGUAAAUACUAUUUCUGAAUUUCGUCGCUGCCUUUCCCUUAUAUGGAUAAAUGCCGAGACAUAUCACGGUCCAGGCCAUGCAAUUACUAGAUGUUCUAUGACAUUAAAGAAAGAUGCAGAAGAAUUCUUCGCUAAACUUCCAAUGCCAGCCGAAUUUAAUGUUAUAGAGAAGCUUAAGAAGAUGGAUGAAAAUAUGACCAAAGUUGAGGCAAUUUUCGAUAAUUUAUUCAAAAUUCCACCUCGUCCUAAAAUUGAUAAGCCAAAGGAGGCCAAACCACAGCCAAGACAAGCUAAAGUUGUCGAGCAAAAGGUCGUUGUUACAAAGCCUACACAAACUGAACUUAAGAGAAUUGCGUAUACAUUGGCUAAUACGCCGGCUUCAGACAUGAAGGCUGUUUGGGAACUCUUAUAUAACAAUAGAGGUGAUAAAGUAGAGUUGAAUCUUAAUGACCUUCCUGAGAAGAUCCAAAUAGAAUUGAAACGUCUUGUUCUAAAAUAA
This is a messenger RNA of Trichomonas vaginalis G3, 864 nucleotides long. RefSeq names its product acetylation-dependent protein binding. Lineage: Eukaryota; Parabasalia; Trichomonadida; Trichomonadidae. The record is from RefSeq and is a predicted model, not a curated record. The transcript has a single exon. Gene Ontology annotation, molecular function: protein binding. The coding region runs from base 1 to 864 and encodes 287 amino acids.